Messenger RNA from Manis javanica (Malayan pangolin), 2578 nucleotides. It is a transcript of the gene BIN1, whose product is annotated as bridging integrator 1. Gene Ontology annotation, molecular function: phospholipid binding; tau protein binding. NCBI's taxonomy places the organism in Eukaryota, Metazoa, Chordata, Mammalia, Pholidota, Manidae. The record is from RefSeq and is a predicted model, not a curated record. Gene Ontology annotation, biological process: regulation of endocytosis. Gene Ontology annotation, cellular component: cytoplasm; plasma membrane; synaptic vesicle.
ACCUGGUGCAGGGAGGCCCGAGGGCCUCCGAGGGACCCAGGGCCCCUCCCUUCACACCCUCCACCACGGCUCCCCUCUCUCUGCUCCGAGCUGGAUCGGCCCCCUCAGGACUGCCUCUCCGGCCCACGGUGACUGUAUCAGAGCAGGUCUGGGUGAUGGCCUGGGGCCAGGCGGCUGUCAGGGGAAGGGGGUACCUGGAGCUGGGGCAGAGAAGGAGAAAGUGAGGAGGUCCUCCAGAAACUGGGCAAGGCGGAUGAGACGAAGGAUGAGCAGUUCGAACAGUGUGUCCAGAAUUUCAACAAGCAGCUGACCGAGGGCACCCGGCUGCAGAAGGAUCUGCGGACCUACCUGGCCUCAGUCAAAGCCAUGCAUGAGGCCUCCAAGAAGCUCAGUGAGUGCUUGCAGGAGGUUUACGAGCCUGACUGGCCUGGCAGGGACGAAGCGACCAAGAUCGCGGAGAACAAUGAUCUGCUCUGGGUGGAUUACCACCAGAAGCUGGUGGACCAGGCGCUGCUGACCAUGGACACAUACCUUGGCCAGUUCCCCGACAUCAAGUCACGCAUUGCCAAGCGAGGGCGGAAGCUGGUGGAUUAUGACAGCGCCCGGCAUCAUUACGAGUCCCUCCAAACGGCCAAAAAGAAGGAUGAAGCCAAAAUUGCCAAGCCUGUCUCGCUGCUUGAGAAGGCCGCCCCCCAGUGGUGCCAAGGCAAACUGCAGGCUCACCUCGUAGCUCAAACUAACCUGCUCCGAAAUCAGGCUGAGGAGGAGCUCAUCAAAGCCCAGAAGGUGUUUGAGGAGAUGAACGUGGACCUGCAGGAGGAGCUGCCGUCGCUGUGGAACAGCCGCGUAGGUUUCUACGUCAACACAUUUCAAAGCAUCGCUGGGCUGGAGGAAAACUUCCAUAAGGAGAUGAGUAAGCUCAGCCAGAACCUCAGCGACGUGCUGGUGGACCUGGAGAAGCAGCAUGGGGGCAAUACCGUCAUGGUGAAGCCCCAGCCCAGAAAGAAAACUAAACUGUUCUCCCGGCUGCUCAGAAAGAAGAACAGUGAUAAUGCUGCUGCCGAAGGGAACAAGAGCCCGUCACCUCCGCCAGACGGCUCCCCAGCCGCCACCCCCGAGAUCAGAGUCAACCAUGAGCCGGGGCCACCCAGCUCGGCCACAGCUGGGGCCACCCUCCCCAAGUCCCCUUCUCAGCUCCGGAAAGGCCCACCAGUCCCUCCGCCUCCCAAACACACCCCGUCCAAGGAGGUCAAGCAGGAGCAGAUCCUCCGCCUGUUUGACGACACGUUUGUCCCUGAGAUCAGCGUGACCACCCCCUCCCAGUUUGAGGCCCCAGGGCCUUUCUCGGAGCAGGCCAGUCUGCUGGACCUGGACUUUGACCCCCUCCCACCUGCGGCGAGCCCCGUGAAGGCGCCCACGCCCUCUGGUCAGUCAAUUCCGUGGGACCUCUGGGAGCCUGCAGAGGGCCCAGCUGGCAGCCUGCCUUCCGGGGAGACCAGUGCUGCCGAGGGUGCCUUUGCUGUGGCCUGGCCCAGUCAGGCGGCCGAGCCCGGGCCUGCCCAACCAAUGGAGGCCCCUGAGGUAGCUGGUGGGACCCAACCUGUGGCUGGAGCCCAGGAGCGCGGGGAGACGGCAGCCGGUGAAGCAGCCUCCACCUCUCUCCCUGCGGUCGUGGUGGAGACUUUUGCAGCCACCGUGAACGGCACCGUGGAGGGCGGCAGCGGGGCUGGGCGCUUGGACCUGCCCCCAGGCUUCAUGUUCAAGGUGCAGGCCCAGCACGACUACGUGGCCACCGACACGGAUGAGCUGCAGCUCAAGGCCGGGGACGUGGUGCUGGUGAUCCCCUUCCAGAACCCGGACGAGCAGUGGGACCCUCCUCGGCCUGGGAGUCAGGGUGCAGACACGUUCAGCCCAGUGCAGCAGGCAGGCGGCCUUUCCAGAGAGGAGGACUCACCGGUGAACAGGGAUGAAGGCUGGCUCAUGGGCAUCAAGGAGAGCGACUGGAACCAGCACAAGGAGCUGCAGCGGUGCCGCGGCGUCUUCCCCGAGAACUUCACCGAGCGCGUGCAGUGAGGUGGCCGGCGCCGCUCUCCCGGCGUGCCGAGGGCGUCUUUUCCUGAAAAAUGUGUGUUUCUUUUUUUUUUUUCUUCUGAUUUUGUUUAAACUUUUGAAAAGCAAAGGGAUAUCGGGGAGAGACCUAGGCCAAGGGGUGUUCUCCCGAAGAGUGGGUUGUUUUCCACAGAGCCCGGUUUCGGCAAGCCCGGGGGCGUCCCGUGGGCCUGAAGCUGCUGUGUCCCCUAGUUGAGUUCCCGGCCACCCGAUCCCGCCUGCCACACGUGUGCCCUGAGCAGGGCGGCCCAGGGCCGCCGGGCCAACACGCCUGCCUGAAGCUUCGGCGCCACCUGGGCGAGGGCCCUCUUUUCCUGGCAGCUGCUGGGGGUGGGGCCCAGCCUGUCUAGAGACCUUGGGGGCCAGAUACCAGCCUGGCCUGGCCCUGCCCUGCAGACCGUCCGUGUGCUGUUUGAAAAUAAAUCCUAGUGUUCAAAACAAAAUGAAACAAACCAUUGACAACAACACA